GUCAAUAUGCUGAACUCAAUUUUUCUUCAUCCUCUUCCCCAUUGUCCCCAUUCCCUUUUUCUUUUGAUUUUUCCCCUUUUGCUGCUUUUCUUCUAAAACCCUGUCAAUCGAAUUCCCAGCCAUAAGGCCACCUGAGGCCAUCUCAGGUGGUUGCAGCUAAGGUUGCGACGGUGAGGGUGUGGAUCAAGGAUCGUAUGUUCCAUUCUCGUGGGCCGGAAUUUCACAUUUAGAAAAAUCAUGAUGAAGAAAGACGUUAUGAAGAGCCUUUUCAAGCAGAAGCCCAGGUCGCCGAUAGAUCUUGUUAGGUAUGCGCGGGAACUUCUCGUCUUUGUCGAGACCAACAACGAGGCCCGCGAAAACAAGCGUGAAGAGAAGCUAAUAGAAUUAGGGAAGACUAUACUGGAGAUUAGGACUGUUCUGUUUGGGAAUGGGGCUGCAGAGCCAAAUCCGGAUGCAUGUGUUCAGAUAACCCAGGAGUUUUUCAAGGAGGAUACUUUCCGUCUCCUUGUCAUCGCUCUUCCAAAGCUGGACUUGGGGGGCCGUCUACAUUCUACUCAUGUGAUUGCAAAUUUGCAAAGGCAGCGAGUUAAUUCCCAGCUACUCGCUUCCCAGUAUCUGGAAAAGAACUUGGAUCUGAUGGAUAUUUUGAUACCUGGUUAUGAUGAAGGCGACAUUGCUUUGACUUAUGGUGCCAUUACAAGAGAGUGCAUUCGCCAUCAAUGUGUAGCAAGGUAUGUCUUGGAAUCAGACCACAUGAAGAAGUUUUUCGGUUACACCCAAACACCUAAUUUCGAAAUAGCAACAGAUGCGUUUUCAACCUUCAAAGAGCUUUUGACAAGGCAUAAACCUACAGUCGCGGAGUUUCUUUCUAAAAAUUUUGACUGGUUUUUCCAAGAAUAUAACUCUCAGUUACUGGAAUCUUCGAGCUAUAUCACAAGACGACAAGGCAUCAAGUUAUUAGCAGAUAUGUUGUUGGAUCGCUCAAAUUCUGCUGUGAUGGUUCGGUACGUGAGCUCGCUGCAUAACUUGAGGAUCCUCAUGAAUCUUCUCAGGGACUCUAACAAGUCAAUCCAGCUCGAAACCUUCCACGCGUUCAAGCUAUUUGUCGCCAACCAAAACAAGCCUCCUGAGAUUGUCAGCAUCCUUGUUACCAACAAGACUAAGCUUUUGCGGUUAUUGGCAAACAUCGAGAAAGAGGACGAGCAAUUUCAAGCAGACAAAGGGCAAAUCAUAAACGAGAUUGCCACUCUUGGAUCCUAGUACUCCAUGCAAAUGUCUGUGAAGAAUUGUGAAUUUCCAUGUUGAAUCUCUAGAUUUUGCAAUUUCUUCUCUCUCUCUCUUUUUCUUCCAUGUUUCUUUUGCAUUUCCAUGCUCACCUAUGAUUUAAUUUUUUCUGUGGGUAUCGGGAGAAUUCAGCGUGCACCAAUUUAAUUUUUGUUUGUGCACUAAUGAGCAAAGAUUAAUUAAAUUCAA
Molecule: messenger RNA, 1473 nt
Organism: Prosopis cineraria
Lineage: Eukaryota; Viridiplantae; Streptophyta; Magnoliopsida; Fabales; Fabaceae
Product: putative MO25-like protein At5g47540
Exons: 11
Coding region: 238-1260 (340 amino acids)
Biological process (GO): intracellular signal transduction
Molecular function (GO): protein serine/threonine kinase activator activity
Source: RefSeq, a predicted model, not a curated record